Messenger RNA from Octopus bimaculoides (California two-spot octopus), 1889 nucleotides. RefSeq lists its product as uncharacterized. Lineage: Eukaryota; Metazoa; Mollusca; Cephalopoda; Octopoda; Octopodidae. The record is from RefSeq and is a predicted model, not a curated record.
ACCAGUUGACACAUCCUGGUGUGCUGUGUGACUAAAGGGCUGGGUAGUCAAGAGGGCGUUUAUUUGCGGUUAUGUAGGCACCUAAGGCAAUUAGCGAAAGCAUGGUACGUUACCAAAUCAUACUCACACGCUGGUUUUAUUUUUCUUUUAAUGGGUAAUUUUAUAGCGGCAUUGUGUCCUGUACCUUAAUGAUUCAACAAACAGAGUUCGACAAAAUAAAUACUAGAUUGAAAUACGUAUUAGGGUUGAUAUGAUUAACUAAGAAAAAGACUGAGAUGGUACCCCCAGCUUGGUCGUAGUUCUAUGACUGCAACUAAUAAAAUAGACGACUGGAUUAUUGUAGUCCAUCACUACUUGGAAACGACUGCAUAAGAAUGCCUUUAUUAUAGGUCUACUCGAUUAAGUUUAGCUGUGGCUAAGAAACAAGAAAUCGACAUUAAUACAAUUAAAAUAGAAAAUGUUCGUGUGCCUUUCCAUCACUUAACUGGUUAGGGGAUUUUGUUAUCUUUCUAAGAAAAAAGAAAGUAAUUUACAUAAAAUUAUAUAAUUUAAAAAAUAAAUAAACAGCGAUGAACUUCACGUCCAUAUGGUAGAAACGUCUUGAAUUCAUUCAAAUACUUCUCGAAGUUGUAGUACUUUUCAAAUGUCGACAAUGUAUGGAUAAAUAACACUGGUAAUUUAUAUUAAUAUCAAAAAUAGUAUGAGGAACAUGUUUUAGGUUCUCACCGGAUAUAGUAUUUUUGUACUCUCUUUCGGGAAGAGUUAUGUUUAUAUUUCGCUUACCGUAAGAAGCUCGAUAGACAAUGAAACUUAAUUUGUCAAACACUUACAACGUGGAAUUGCUGAAGUCUUUUAAGACUCAAGAAAGAUUCAAUGUUCUCAGAGUAUCUACAUUAUUUAGUCAAGCUGGUUUGAAAAUCAUUGUUGGAGGUGAAGAUGGAAUUAUACGGAUAUACGAGUUAUCAUCUGUGGAUAAUAAACCGAAGAUAAUUCUGGAAACAAAAAGCGGUCCCAUACAGAGCAUGGUUGUUCAUGAUGUGACUAAAUUCUAUGAUCAAGACUUAAUAGUUGCCGAUUCUUUGGGCAUGUUAACUAUCUUCUGUAACCAACAAAUUCUCAGCCGACAGAAACUAUCCAAUGGUGCCAUCAGUCAUUUACAGAUAAGGACCGAUCAAACCGGUGAUUUAGCCAUUGUGACAAGUGAUGAGUUUGGUAUUGUCUGUGCCAGCAAAGUUUCAGAGGAACUAUGGAAGAUAAACCUUAAUAACAAAUGCACGAAGGAACUGAAGGGUGAGAUAAUUGUGAAAAGCCUCUUGUCUGUGGACUUCGUUGAUCAACAUGGCCACAAGUCAUGCUAUGUGCUCAUAUCAGAUAACAUGAAGCAAAUAUUUGUGUUACGAGAUGGCUCUAUUGUGAACCUACUGACGGCACCAGGUGUUAUAGUGGCUAUGUGUAAAGGUUCAUUUGUAAACAGCAAUAUAUUAGGUUACCAAGCACAACCCAAUGGUGACAUAGCCAGAGAUUCUGACCCACCAGAAAAUACACAAGUCCUCCUUGGCACUGAGAAUGGUGCAAUAUACUUCCUUCACAAUUUUACAAUAUCUGUCGAUGAAUAUGCCAGAGUAUCUCAGCCAAUACUCGACUUACAACCACUUCAUCUUCCAGAUUGUUCUUCAGAUCUGGUUCUAUGUUCAGGCUAUUACAAUGCUAUCACAGUCUUUUUAGAAGGCAGGAAAAUCUGCCAAUACACCACACCUGACUGGGUGAGUACGAUGGAUAUAGCAGAUACUGAUGAAGAUGGCACUGAUGAGAUUAUCCUUGGAUGUAAAGACAAUACUAUUCAGAUUAUAAAAUUAUCUAUCAAGUGACCACUCACUUGAAAAUUCUAA